This is a messenger RNA of Lotus japonicus, 1878 nucleotides long. RefSeq lists its product as uncharacterized. Lineage: Eukaryota; Viridiplantae; Streptophyta; Magnoliopsida; Fabales; Fabaceae. The transcript has 3 exons. The record is from RefSeq and is a predicted model, not a curated record. The coding region runs from base 1 to 1878 and encodes 625 amino acids.
AUGGAGAAUGAGCAAAAGGAUGAGGUUGUUUGGGCUGUGAAUAGAUUAAAAGACUUGAUCAUUAAUGGAGACAAUCUGCCGAAGGUCUUUGUUACAGACAAAGACCAAGUUUUGAUGGAAGCAUUGGAAACUGUUUUUCCCGCAACUCGCUGUCUUCUAUGUCAGUUUCAUGUACUUAAGAGUGUAAUUGGCGAGAUGAAGAAACUUGUGAAAGACAUUGAGACGCGUGAAGACAUUACUGAUAGAUGGAAUCGGUUGAUGUAUGCUGCCAACGAGGUUGAGUAUGAUAAAGCUGUGGGUGCUAUGUCGAAUACCGGUGAGCUCUGGACUUACAUUGAGACUAACUGGUUGCCUUUGAGAAGCAAGUUUGUGAAGUUUGAGAUUGAUACUUGUAUGCACAUGGGGUGCACGACAACAAACAAAGUUGAGGGGGCACACUCAAAGCUGAAGAAACUAUUGUCCGACAGAAAGGGUGACUUGGUCAUUGAGUGGACUGCGAUGAACAAGCUUAUUAUCAUGCAGCAUGACAAGAUAAAGGAGUCCUUCCAGCUCAGCAUAUUUGUCACUGAGCAUUCUGUGAAUGACCCAUUCUAUAAGCAUUUGCGCGGGUUUGUAUCUAGAGCCGCAUUGCACAUUAUUGUUAAAGAGAAGACUCAAAUUGGCAGGAUUGGGGUUGGUGGUAUAUACUGUGAGUGUGUACUUAGGAGAACCCAUGGACUACCAUGUGCUUGUGAGCUCAUGAAGUUUGAAUCUGUCCCAUUACUUGCAAUUCAUCCACAUUGGAGGAAAUUGACUUGGGAUUCUUCGGACCGUGAUAUGGAUCCAACAUUGGGUUUGAGUUUUGAGUCUGAAUUUGACAAAUUACGAACCAAGUUCGAGGAGUCUUCACACGGAGUUAGAAUGUCAAUCAUUGAGAGCCUUAGAAUGAUUACUUAUCCAGAAACGACUUCUAUGUGCGCUCCAACAAAGAAGAAAACCAGGGGUAGGCCAAUGGGAUCCACUAACAAGCCCAAGAAGUUUGUCAAGGGAUGUGGUGAGACCUCUACAAAGCGCAUUCCUUGUAGAUGGGAGACUAUUGACAAAGAGUAUCCGGGCUCGUGGCGUGAUAGCAACACGACACCAUUACAGGAACCUUCUCCAAAGGUUAGGUCUCAAAAGGCUUCUAAGGCUUCAAAGCCUCAUAAGGCUUCUAAGGUACAAAGUCCUCUGAUCCGGAUAGUGUGUACAGAGAAUAAGAAGCCUGUGAGUAGUUACCUACGUCGACGCAACCUUAAACAAAUCCCUGAUGAGUUUCAUCCAUUCAUUGUUGACUUUAUAAAUGUAAAGGGAGAUGGCCACUGUGGAUAUAGAUGUGUUGCAUCGUUGAAGGGUCUUGCAGAAGACGAUUGGCCACUUAUACGUAGGGAACUUCUGACAGAGCUUGAUUCGGAUGCUAAUAUGUACAUCAACAUGUUUGGAGCCAGCGAGGUUAACCAAAUGCGUUUAGCUCUAACAGUUAAGGAUACUAAGCCCGUAGGUGAAGACAAGUGGAUGAUGAUACCAAAUAUGGCCUACCUUAUUUCCACAAAAUAUAAGUUCAUAGUGUUGACUAUUGCUAAUACCGGAUGCAACACUUUUUAUCCGUUAAAAGGAAAGGCGGACCUAGUGGAAGAACACAAAUUCAUGCCGAUUGUGCUUGUCAAUAAAGAUCAUUUCGUUGGGGUUACUCUUCGUGAAGGCCAUCCAAUGCCGACCACAGCUCACUUGUGGGCAUACAACUGUCACCCGGAAGCAAAAAAAUGGGAAGAGCCUUACAAAGAGCGCAUUGAAGAAUACGCGGCUUAUCUGAAACAAAAAAAUGGAGGAUGUAGUGAUAUUAUUGACCUUAGUGAUGAUUAA